AUUAAACCACCGAGCUGGGCGCCUCCCCGUGGCGCUCGCGGCCGCAUUAGCGCGGAGAUCGAGAGACAAGAGAGGGAAGGCGGCGGCUUGCCGGCUUAAGCCUUCUCUCCCUCCGUCGUCGCCUCCUCCUUACGUCCGCUUCUUCCUCCUGAAUGGAGACGUCAGCGCCGCCCAAUGCCCCCGCUCCGCCGGCGCAGCCACGGAGGCGGUUGCCGGACUUCCAGCAGUCAGUGCGGCUCAAGUAUGUGAAGCUGGGGUACCACUACCUCAUAUCCCACGGGAUGUACCUGCUGCUGUCGCCGCUGAUGGCGCUCGUCGCCGUGCAGCUCUCCACCGUCUCCCCGCAUGACCUCGCCGACCUGUGGGAGCAGCUCCGCUUCAACCUCCUCUCCGUCGUCGCCUGCUCCACGCUGCUCGUCUUCCUCUCCACCGUUUACUUCCUCACCCGCCCGCGCCCCGUGUACCUGCUCGACUUCGCCUGCUACAAGCCGGAGUCGGAGCGCAAGUGCACGCGCGAGACCUUCAUGCACUGCUCCAAGCUCACCGGAUCCUUCACGGACGAGAACCUCGAGUUCCAGCGCAAGAUCCUCGAGCGCUCCGGCCUCGGCGAGGACACGUACCUUCCCCCCGCCGUGCUCCGGGUGCCCCCUAACCCGUGCAUGGACGAGGCGCGUAAGGAGGCGCGCGCCGUCAUGUUCGGCGCCAUCGACCAGCUGCUCGAGAAGACCGGUGUCAGGCCCAAGGACAUUGGUGUCCUAGUGGUCAACUGCAGCCUGUUCAACCCGACGCCGUCGCUGUCAGCCAUGGUGGUGAACCAUUACAAGCUGAGGGGGAAUAUUGUGAGCUACAACCUCGGCGGGAUGGGCUGCAGCGCCGGGCUUCUGUCCAUCGACCUCGCCAAGGAUCUGCUGCAGGUGCACCCCAACUCUUACGCCCUGGUGAUCAGCAUGGAGAACAUCACACUGAAUUGGUACUUUGGGAACAACCGGUCCAUGCUUGUGUCGAAUUGCCUGUUCCGGAUGGGUGGCGCGGCCAUCCUGCUCUCGAACAGGCGGUCUGACAGGCGGAGGUCCAAGUAUGAGCUGGUGCACACGGUGCGCACGCACAAGGGCGCCAACGACAAGUGCUUCGGCUGCGUGACACAGGAGGAAGAUGAGAUUGGCAAGAUUGGCGUGUCACUGUCCAAGGACCUCAUGGCAGUGGCCGGAGACGCACUUAAGACCAACAUCACCACGCUGGGGCCGUUGGUGCUCCCAUUAUCAGAGCAACUUCUCUUCAUGGGCACAUUGAUUGCCAAGAAGGUGCUCAAGAUGAAAAUCAAGCCAUACAUCCCUGACUUCAAGCUGGCUUUCGAGCACUUCUGCAUCCACGCAGGCGGCCGCGCUGUGCUGGAUGAGCUGGAGAAGAACCUGGAGCUCACUGACUGGCACAUGGAGCCAUCGAGGAUGACCCUGUACAGGUUUGGCAACACAUCAAGCAGCUCACUCUGGUACGAGCUGGCGUACACUGAGGCAAAGGGUAGGAUCAGGAAGCGCGACAGGAUCUGGCAGAUCGCAUUUGGUUCUGGAUUCAAGUGCAACAGCGCCGUCUGGAAGGCACUCCGGACGGUGAACCCGGCCAAGGAGAAGAGCCCCUGGAUGGAUGAGAUUGACAACUUCCCGGUGGAUGUUCCAAAGAUUUCAAAGGUUGGUGGCGCUUGAAGAACCAUUCUUCUUAUUAUUAGGUGGCAAGUGGAGUUGGGUGAUUGUCAGGGGCUGGGCAGAGAUUUAUUCCAUCGUUUCCACCGUUGGUUCUUGUAUUCAGUUGUAGCAUGGCAUCUGUGAAGGAACUUGAGUAGAUGAUUCGGUUAGGUAGAAAGGGUGUGUUCUUCGGCUCGCUAGGGUUGUCUGAAUGCCUGAUAUGUCCUAUUUAUUCAGAUUGGAGAGAGCAAUCGAUUUGCAUUCUUUGCUG
Zea mays is the source of this 1950-nucleotide messenger RNA. Its product is annotated as fatty acid elongase 1. Gene Ontology annotation, cellular component: membrane. Gene Ontology annotation, molecular function: acyltransferase activity, transferring groups other than amino-acyl groups. Lineage: Eukaryota; Viridiplantae; Streptophyta; Magnoliopsida; Poales; Poaceae. The transcript is spliced from 2 exons. Bases 153 to 1700 code for a protein of 515 amino acids. Gene Ontology annotation, biological process: fatty acid biosynthetic process. The record is from RefSeq and is marked validated.